CAGUGACGUCAGCGGAAAUAGAGCACGCGUUCCUUCCGGUUGUGCGUGAGUGCCGAGCGGAGCCGAGACCCAGCGGAGCCUGAAUCCCGAUAAGACAAGAUGGCCGGGCUGCCCCGCAGGAUCAUCAAGGAAACCCAGCGCUUGCUGGCAGAACCAGUCCCUGGGAUAAAAGCAGAGCCAGAUGAGAGCAACGCACGUUAUUUCCAUGUGGUCAUUGCAGGUCCACAGGAUUCCCCCUUUGAGGGUGGGACAUUUAAACUUGAACUAUUCCUUCCAGAAGAAUAUCCAAUGGCAGCUCCUAAAGUACGUUUCAUGACCAAAAUUUAUCACCCUAAUGUAGACAAGUUGGGAAGAAUAUGUUUAGAUAUUUUGAAAGAUAAAUGGUCCCCAGCUUUGCAGAUCCGUACAGUUCUGCUAUCAAUCCAGGCUUUGCUAAGCGCUCCCAAUCCAGAUGAUCCUUUAGCAAAUGAUGUAGCAGAGCAGUGGAAGACCAAUGAAGCCCAAGCCAUAGAAACAGCCAGAGCAUGGACUAGGCUAUAUGCCAUGAAUAAUAUUUAAAUUCACUCUGAACAUCAAGUGUGCAUCACUUCUCCUAUUCUGCCAAGAUCUCUUUUCUUUUUUCUUUUGUUUGCAUUUAAUGGACACAGUCUUAGAAACAUUACAGAAUAAAAGUCCAGACAUCUUCAGUCCUUUGGUGAUAAAAUGCACAUUAGCAAAUCUGUGUCUUGUCCUAAUUCACUGUUGUAACGCAUGAGCAGAGGCUAGAAGUAUCAUCUGGAUUGUUGUGAAACUGUUUAAGAGCAGUAGCAUAUCUCUGCUUUUAAUCAUUUUUUUCCAUCAUGGUUUAAGUAUAAGCACUGUGAAUGAAGGUAGUCAGGGUUAGCUGCAGGGUUUUUUGUUUUAAUUUUGUGAGCUCCUCCUUUUCCCUUUUUUAUGGUGAUGCUAAAUGCAUUGGUUAAAGCAGCUAACUGGUUACACUUUAGGGUAUGCCCUCUAGCUAAGUCUAACUUAGAUGCUGUAGAUGGACAAGCUUGAUUGUUUGAACAAAAAUGGGAACAUUAAACAUCCAUCACCUUCACUAAUAAUAUUGUGAUUCUGCUGUCAAGUAUAGAAACCUCCUUUCAAGAAAAAGCUUGUGACUAUUUUGUAUGGCUUUUCUGGAAAAAUCUUCUGUAAAUCUUAUGUUUUAGUAAAAUAUUUUUUGUUAUUCUACUUUGCUGUUGUACAGUUUAUUUUGCUGUGGUUUUCAUUUCUCUACUGUGACAAUUGUAUUUAAAAAAAUUGAAACCAGAACAGAACAAUUUGUUUUCUCCAGUCUGACAGAUUAAAUAGUAAGAGAAAAUGGAAUUUGCAAAUUCUUUCUAUUUUGUUGCUGCUGACUUUGUAUUACUAGCUCAUGCCACAGUGUGUUCCUAAAUUGGCCAAGAUGGUACAAAAUUAUAUUAGUAACUGAUUCUUUCAAAAUGAGCCUCUGAUGAGUAUAAUUUAUCAGUCAGAAAGGUUUGACAAUGCUUUAGCGUAUAUACAUAAGAUGUUAUGUAUCAUUAAAGCAGGAGGCUAACAGAGCAAAUGACAGCAGUAAUUGGGUAAAUGUGUGACUUGUCUGUUUUGUGCUGAAUAUUAUUGGGUAUUACAGUAUGCUCUUUAAUUCUAACUCGUGUCUCAAAAAAAGCAUAUAGAACACCAGUGUACAAUACAACUGUUACAGACCAGCUAAUCAGUCAGUUGAUAUUUGCUAAGCUACUUUCAACUAGCCCCAUUUACCACUGAGUUAUCUAUAACCCUAUUUAAGAUAAAUAUCACAAGAAAGGUUUAUUCAUUUGGAGGAAGUAAAUAGCUUCUUGCUUCCUCGCUCUUACAUUUAUAAUUUUUCUCACGUCUCUUGGAAGCCCAUUUUAAUCUCCUUUUCAGUUCAACUUCAUAUCCUUUUAAAUGCUUUUUUUUUUUUUCUAGUUGCCCCCACUUCCACCCACAAAAUGUUUUCUAAUCUCCUAAACUUUGUGUGGCCAGUCUGAACUGUAUAAAUGACAGCCUGCAGUGGGAAUGUAUGUCUUGCAAUUCACGGUGAUGGUUAUGUAGCCUAUUGGUAUUCUCUGCCUCCCACACUCCUAUUCUAGUGUCAUCUGGAGUUUCUAUAGAAUGUGGUGUAUUUAUUGUGCUCUUAUGUAAGAUGAAGAUUAUCUAUUAAAGUUACAUUUUCAACAUACAAAUGCUUUCAGUGACUGGUGACUGGUAACUGGUAUUGUCCCUCAAAGUGCACUGCAUAGUAACAUCACAAAACUUGGUUCAGAAUAAUCUAGUUCAGCACAAGAUUAAGACACUUAAAAAGAUGGAUUUAAAGUUAAUUUCCUUAUUGGAUAUAGUUUCUCACAUCUGUGGCUUGCAGCAGAACUUUAGUCUUCAGGUUGAGUAGGCCUCUUUACUGUUACUAACAAAUCAGGUUUUUUGUUAUUGAGAUGAACAUUUGUGCAGUUUACCUGGUUUAGUUCUCUUGCAUGUUAUUAUUUGGGUGACUAGUUAACUGAGCAUACAUGUACCCUUAGUAACUGAUUUUUAACAUGGUAGGUGGCUCUUCUGAAUUCUUCUAAAAUGAAUCUAGCUAAAGGUACACUUAA
Dermochelys coriacea (leatherback sea turtle) is the source of this 2615-nucleotide messenger RNA. RefSeq names its product ubiquitin conjugating enzyme E2 N (gene UBE2N). Bases 100 to 558 code for a protein of 152 amino acids. The record is from RefSeq and is a predicted model, not a curated record. Lineage: Eukaryota; Metazoa; Chordata; Testudines; Dermochelyidae. The transcript has 4 exons.